UUCUGUCACAGCGUAAAUAAACUUUUUGACGUUUUACUGUCACUCUCUUUUAAGUUCUCGAUAUUGUGUAGGAUUGUAGAACUACAUUUGAAGAAAAAUGGCAAAGUCAAAGAACCAUACAAAUCAUAACCAAAAUCGCAAAGCUCACAGGAAUGGUAUUAAAAAGCCCACGAAUUUCAGACACGAAUCAACCCUCGGUAUGGACCCUAAAUUCUUGAGGAACCAGAGGUUUUGCAAAAAGGGUAACCUGAAACCCGCCAAACAACUGGCUCGUGCUGCAAACAGGAAAGCUGCAAGAGAAGCUAAGACUAAGAAAUGAACAUCUAGUUAUAAGUCAAUAAAGCAGUAAAAA
Molecule: messenger RNA, 352 nt
Organism: Vanessa tameamea
Lineage: Eukaryota; Metazoa; Arthropoda; Insecta; Lepidoptera; Nymphalidae
Gene: RpL29
Product: large ribosomal subunit protein eL29
Exons: 4
Coding region: 98-319 (73 amino acids)
Biological process (GO): cytoplasmic translation
Cellular component (GO): cytosolic large ribosomal subunit; ribosome
Molecular function (GO): structural constituent of ribosome
Source: RefSeq, a predicted model, not a curated record